CAGUCAACAUGGCGCCUUACCAAUACACAGUUGUGGUGCUGGUGUUUUCGCUCUUGCAAUCCGGUGUUUCUGGAUUUCCGACCAAUAUUCGCAACCCUGUCUGUGGGUACGAGUCAUGCCCUGCCACCGACCCGUCCAUGCUCAACGUUCACUUGGUUCCACAUACACACGACGAUGUGGGUUGGCUCAAGACCGUCGACCAGUAUUACUACGGAGACCGUAACGACAUCCAGCAUGCUGGCGUUCAGUACAUCCUGGACUCGGUGGUGCAGGAGCUUCAGAAGGACCCGGCUCGCCGUUUCAUCUACGUGGAGUCGGCCUUCUUCUACCGCUGGUGGAGGCAGCAGGACCAGGCCACGCGCCGCGUCGUCACCCAGCUGGUCAAUGAAGGUCGUCUGGAGUUCAUAAACGGCGGCUGGUGCAUGAGCGACGAGGCCACCACGCACUACAGCGCUGUCAUCGACCAGAUGACCCUGGGCCUGCGCUUCCUCAACGACACCUUCGGUGCGUGCGGGCGCCCGCGCGUCGCCUGGCACAUCGACCCCUUUGGACACGCCCGAGAACACGCCUCCAUAUUCGCCCAGAUGGGCUAUGAUGGCUUCUUCUUUGGCCGUCUGGACUACCAGGACAAGAGCCGGCGGAUGAAGGCCAAGGAGCUGGAGCUGCUAUGGAGGGCCAGCGAGAGUCUCUCUCCCCCCAUGGCUGACCUCUUCACCGGCAUCCUUCCCAAUGGCUACAACCCUCCGGAUGGCUUCUGUUGGGACCAGUCCUGCAGUGACGCUCCGAUCCGUGACGACCCAUACCUGGAAGACUUCAACGUGGAUGAGAUGGUGCGGAAGUUUCUGGAGACAGCCCAUAGCCAAUCCAAAAUCUACAAGACCAACCACAUCAUCAUGACCAUGGGCUCCGACUUCCAGUACGAGAACGCCAAUCUGUGGUACAAGAACAUGGACAAGCUCAUCCGCUACGUCAAUGGCCAGCAGGCGGCGGGCAGCAACGUCAACGUGCUUUACUCCACCCCCUCCUGCUACCUGCAGGAGCUCCACCGUGCCAACUCCACCUGGGCCCUGAAGACGGACGACUUCUUCCCAUACGCUGAUGAUGCUCAUGACUUCUGGACGGGCUACUUCACCAGCCGACCUGCUCUGAAGCGCUACGAGAGGCAAAGCAACAGCUACCUACAGACUUGCAAUCAGCUGGAGGUUCUGGGCGGGCCAAGGUCCAGGAGUGGCCCCUAUGGGAAGGGGACCAGCGACACCCUGAGAAAGGCCAUGGCGGUGGCGCAGCACCACGACGCGGUGUCGGGGACGGAGAAGCAGCACGUGGCCUACGACUACGCCCGCAGACUGGCCAGCGGCUGGGCCUACUGCAAGGUGUUGGUCCGUAACUCUCUGGCCGUCCUCACUGGUUCUGAUGCCCCUCGUUCGUUCUGUGAGAACCUCAACAUCAGCGUGUGCCCACUGACCGAAUCCAGCAAAAUGUUCACCAUGAACGUGUACAACCCUCUGGCACACCCCGUUAGCUGGUCCGUACGGCUGCCUGUUAACGGCAGUGCCUACAGCGUUGCAGAUGUCCAGGGCAAAGCUGUAGACAGUGAGGUGAUCCCCGUGCCCAAGGCCACCAAGGCUCUGAGGGGCCAUCGAGGCUGGGCGCUGAACGAGCUGGUGUUCCAGGUUGAGGCGCCUCCGCUGGGCUACACCACCUACUCCAUCUCCCUGCUCCAGAACGCACCUCCACCUCCACCACCACGGCCCAAGGCUCCCCUCACAAUACAGAACAAGUUCCUGAAGGUGACCUUUGACCCUGCCACGGGCCUGCUGAGCAGCCUGAGUAACCUGGAGACCCAGCAGAGCAUCAAGCUGAGCCAGAACUUCUACUGGUACAAUGCCAGCGCGGGGAACAAUGAAGACAGCAUUCAGCCGUCGGGCGCCUACAUCUUCAGGCCAAACUGUUCCACGCCGUUCAUCAUCAGCAAGACGGCCAAGAUCCAGAGCGUACAGAACGGGGUGGUUCAGGAGGUGAGGCAGAUGUUCAGCCCCUGGUUGUCUCAGGUGGUGCGUCUGUAUGCGGACAGCAGAGAGCUGGAGCUGGAGUGGACAGUGGGCCCUGUGCCUAUCGAAGAUGCUCUGGGGAAGGAGGUGAUCACUCGCCUGGACACUGACAUCAACACCUCCGGCUAUUUCUACACCGACUCCAAUGGGCGAGAGGUCCUGGAGCGACGGAGAGACUACCGUCCCACGUGGGACCUGAAACAGUCGGAGCCAAUCGCUGGCAACUAUUACCCCAUCAACUCCCGAGCCUACAUCAAGGACAAAGAGUCUCAGCUGACAGUGGUGACUGACCGCUCCCAGGGGGGAAGCAGCAUAGUGGACGGCUCCCUGGAGAUCAUGCUGCACCGGCGGCUGCUGUACGAUGACGUGCGCGGCGUGGGCGAGCCCCUGAACGAGACGAGUGAGGCCGGCGGCCCCGAGGGUCUGGUGGUGCGCGGCCGGCUCCUGCUCUCCCUCACGCCGCCCGACACGGCCGCCGACUCCCACCGGCCCCUCGCCCAGGCCCAGGUGCUGCAGCCGCUGCUCAGCUUCCAGGAGGGCCCAGCACCGGCCAGCGCACGCCUGGAGUUCUCAGGGCUGCAGGCUGCGCUGCCCCCUGCUGUUCACCUGCUGACGGUGUCUCAGUGGGACUACGACUCAGUGCUGCUGCGCCUGGAGCACCAGUACGAGAGCAGGGAGAGCAAAGCCUACUCACAGCCUGUCACUGUCAACCUGCAGAAGCUGUUCUCUACUGUGGAGGUGAUGGGGGUCACAGAGAUGAGCCUGGGGGCCAAUCAGUGGAAGAGUGAGAUGAGCAGGCUGGUCUGGAGGCCCAGCGCAGACGCAGCUCCCCAGCCGAAGCAACCCUCCGACCCGUCGCCGUGGGAGAUCACCCUCAACCCCAUGGAGAUCCGCACCUUCCUGCUCCGGGUCCGCCAGAGUUAGCCAAUCGCAAGCAAGCAGCAAAAAGGAGAGCACCAAUCAGGAAAUUCCGUCACAACUUGCCAGCGCUGCCUAAAAGGGCUCAUCUUGACCUCUCUCUCUCUCUCGCCCAGACCUGGACUUCAAGGUCGCUCUGCUGUUUCGGCCUCAUCAGUGUAAUUCAACACAAUGCAGUGGGUGGCAGGCCUCCUUCGGUUUCAUACAUAUUUCAUGAACCAUUCUUAUUUUUGGCCUAUUUCAAAAGCUGCCUCAGCAAGUCGCACACCACCACCGGAGAACUUUUUGUUGUCUGGUGAAUUGAUUUGAUUGGCUGUGUGGGCCAGCUGAGAGGUGUGACCCAUUUUGUUUGCAACAGUUGAGUUUGGUCUCUCCGAUUAUUAUCUCAAAUCCAUUCUCAGACCACUCUUACAAACCACUGCCAUUCCACUGCAUUGGAACUAUUGAGGUUUAGGAACCUGCAGUGUUGAACUAUUUUUUUAAUUCUCCACCCAACAGUGAUCAGUGAUUUAUGAUCUGUGCGAUAGACAUUUUUGUUCCUUUCUCACAUGAAUACCCUCUUUUGGUAGAUUGUAAUUGUUCUUUAAUUGUUUACAUUUUUAAAAAAAAUAAAUGAUCAAAUGUGAA
This is a messenger RNA of Alosa alosa (allis shad), 3596 nucleotides long. RefSeq names its product mannosidase, alpha, class 2B, member 1 (gene man2b1). The transcript is spliced from 23 exons. The record is from RefSeq and is a predicted model, not a curated record. Gene Ontology annotation, molecular function: alpha-mannosidase activity; carbohydrate binding. Gene Ontology annotation, cellular component: lysosome. Gene Ontology annotation, biological process: mannose metabolic process. Bases 9 to 2975 code for a protein of 988 amino acids. Lineage: Eukaryota; Metazoa; Chordata; Actinopteri; Clupeiformes; Clupeidae.